Messenger RNA from Camellia sinensis, 2795 nucleotides. RefSeq names its product BEL1-like homeodomain protein 1. The record is from RefSeq and is a predicted model, not a curated record. Lineage: Eukaryota; Viridiplantae; Streptophyta; Magnoliopsida; Ericales; Theaceae. Gene Ontology annotation, molecular function: DNA binding. Gene Ontology annotation, biological process: regulation of DNA-templated transcription.
CCCUCCCCUCGUGUAUUUUAGCCAUUAUUGGAUGGUACUCAACCCCUCUCUCUCUCUCUCUCUCUCUCUCUGCAACAUCAUUGAUGCUCUCUGUCUCAUUUUAUUUUUGUUUUCUAUUUUGAUCUUUGAUGGUUUUCUGUCACUGAAUUUUGAACAUGAAAAGUGUGAUGGCUAAAUCAAGAAUGAAGAGGGAGAGUAAUUUGCAUAAUUAGAUUAAAUAUGUGAUAUUGAUUACAAGCGAAAUAAUUUAGUAGUUCGGUUUGGUUCUCAAAUUUAUGGCGACGUACUUUCAUGGGAGCUCGGAAAUCCAAGCUGAUGGUCUGCAGACACUUUAUUUGAUGAACCCUAACUACGUGGGAUACUCUGACAACUCUGACACACAUCAACAGCAACAACUACAGCCACAUCAACCACCGUCCAAUCUCCUCCUCUUCAAUUCUCCCACCAAAAACGCGCUUAACUCACACGCGCCACCACCCCAAAACCACCAUUUAGUCGGUAUUCCCCUUCCAACCGUUAGAUCUGCUUAUUCUGAUGAUCCAAACCGUUCAUUGACACAUGAAAUCCCGACCCUCCAUGGUAUGCUCCCUCGUUUCCAAUACAAUUCCUGGGGCAUGGCCGAUCAAACAGCAAUGGCAACGAGUGGUUCUGGUGGCGGCCUGGUUGAUUUCGCAUCACAAUUGGGCUUUCGAAGGCCGGUGGUCCCACCCACUACUACCCAACAAGGUUUGUCCUUGUCCCUUUCGUCCCAACAGCCGACUUACCGGUCACUUGCCGGAGAACAUGACAUUUCGGGUCAGGCUCCUGCAAGCGGUGGCUGCGAAGGGCAGGGAUCAGGCGGUUCGUAUUCUUCGGUGUCGAAUGGAAUCUCCGGUGUGAUUUUGGGUUCCAAGUACUUGACUGUUGCACAGCAACUUCUUGAUGAAGUUGUUAAUGUUGGGAAGGCGAUUAAGAUCGACGACAGUGAGGGGACAAAAGAGAAGGCGAAGAUGAGUAGAGAAUCAAUGACGGAGAGUGAGGGACACGGCGGUUCAAGUGGUGGUGGUGGGGAAGCAAGUUCUAAGGGUGGGGCUGAGCUCACGGCGGCGCAGAGACAAGAGGCUCAGAUGAAGAAGGCAAAGCUUGUUAAUAUGCUUGAUGAGGUGGAGCAAAGAUACAGACAGUACCAUCACCAAAUGCAGAUUGUAGUUUCAUCAUUUGGGCAGGCAGCAGGAACUGGGUCAGCGAAAUCGUACACCGCCCUCGCUUUGCAAACAAUCUCAAAGCAAUUCAGGUAUCUGAAAGAUGCCAUUACCACCCAAAUCAAAGCCGCAUGCAAGAGCCUUGGUGAAGAUGAGAAGACUAGUGAGGCUACAGGUUCGAGACUCAAGUUUGUGGAUCAUCAGCUUCGACAACAACGGGCUCUACAACAGUUGGGAAUGGUCCAACAACACAAUGCUUGGAGACCCCAGAGAGGUUUGCCUGAGAGAGCUGUUUCUGUUCUUCGUGCUUGGCUCUUUGAGCACUUCCUUCACCCGUAUCCUAAAGACUCAGAUAAGCACAUGCUUGCGAAACAAACAGGGCUUACUAGGGGCCAGGUGUCUAAUUGGUUCAUAAAUGCUCGAGUCCGGCUAUGGAAGCCAAUGGUUGAAGAUAUGUACUUGGAGGAAAUGAAGGAUCAAGACCCAAAUGGUUCUGAGAACAACUUGAACCAAAAAGAACCUAACAAGGACUCAGGAUCAAAAUUCACUACUCCACAAGAGAACACUACUUUCCAAAUGGAUCAAACUAAUAGUAGUCUACAAUCCAAGCAAGAGACAGCAAUCAACCACACUUCUUCUCCCACUGAAAUCUCAAACUCGGCAGCUUCAACAUCACCGCUUGAACGAUCGCUUCAAGGCGGCUUCACCAAUUUUCAAAGAAGUCCAAAGAAGCCGAGAAGUUCAGACAUGUUGAGUUCACCAAGUAGUAUACUUUCAAUGGACAUGGACAUGAAAAAUAGUGAGACAAUUGGCACUAGUAUAACUAGUAAUAGUCAUGGUAGUGGAUUUGGUUCAUACCCAAUUGGGGAUAUUGGAAGAUUUGUUGAUCAUGAGCAAUUGGCCACCACAAGGUACCAUGGAAACAGUGUUUCACUCACUCUUGGCCUUCCCCACUGCGAAAACAUGUCUCUGUCCAAUGCUCAGCAAAACUACAUAUCCAACCACAACAUCCAGUUGGGAAGUAGACUCAAUUUGGGAAGUGUUGAGACUCAUUACAAUGGUAUGAAUAUGAACACCUCACAACCUUCCCAUUCCGACAUUGGAUUUGAGAAUGUCGACAUUCAAAAUAGGAAGAGCUUUGCUGCUCAGUUGUUGCGUGAUUUUGUGGCAUAAAGAAUUUAAGAAACAUCCACUUCAAGCUCUCUUUUAGUGCAAGUGUGAUGUGGCUCUAAGAGAUCAUCAAAAAGAUUGAAGUGAUGAAGUCCAUGGCUAAGGGAAAGGACAGUGAUGCGGUCAUAUAUUGAUUGAUAUAUUAAUAAAUAUCGGUAUGAGAAGUUUAAAAUUUCAGUACGUAUUAACCAAUAUGAUAUUUAAAACUGUGCUUUCUAGCCUUGUUUUUGUUCCCCUUGGUGGAAUAGAGAAAAUUCAUGCUUAGUGUAAAGAUAGAAGAGAGGAUUAUUAUAUAUACAUUAGGGGACAACUUAUGUUUUAUCAUUACUGAUAUAUAGCUUAAGGUUGAGUGUGUAAGGUUGGAGAUUGUAUAUAUUAUAUUGAAACAUUUGGUAUAGAAUGUUUGAUACUGGGUAUAUUAUAUAAAUAGUCCCCUUUAGUUUA